Messenger RNA from Cajanus cajan (pigeon pea), 2434 nucleotides. RefSeq names its product MAK10 homolog (gene MAK10). Gene Ontology annotation, biological process: N-terminal peptidyl-methionine acetylation. Gene Ontology annotation, cellular component: NatC complex. The record is from RefSeq and is a predicted model, not a curated record. NCBI's taxonomy places the organism in Eukaryota, Viridiplantae, Streptophyta, Magnoliopsida, Fabales, Fabaceae.
UGAUUGGAUCCAUUUUGCAUACCCUAAACCCUGCAAUUCCUUUGAGCGCAGGUUGAUGUAGCUUUUCCAAAGUGCUUCAGUUCGCAGAGAGAAAACACAACCUAAGCUUGAACCCAUGGCCGAGGAUCCACGCGCCUCCAUUCCCUCCACCCACAACUCCGUCUGGGCCGAUGUCUCCCCUCUCCUCCAAGCCGCGUGCCAUGAUCUUCAAGAGGGAGAGCUUAUUCAUGGAGAUAACUUCAAUCUCUUUGCCGCCAUGUCGGCAUUGGAGAUAAUGGACCCGAAGAUGGAUUCUGGUAUUGCUUGUACAUACUACUCUCUUGAUGAGGCCAUUGAGGAUGGUGUUGCUCCUGUUCCUAUUAGUGCUGAUAAAACUACCGAUGUUCGAUGUGUGAUUGACAUCAUGGAUCAUCUACUAGCUUGUGAGGCAACAUGGCACAAGGGUCAUUCAUUGGCACAAACUGUCUAUUCUUGCCUCUAUCUCCUACGACUUGAAAGGACAUCAUCACAUGCCCUGUUGCACUCUUACUGUAAAAUCAUAUGUGCAACGUGCAAAGCUGUUCUUUCAGUUGUAUCAGAAGCUCGAACACAUGAAGAAGAGGAUCUAUUUACCAUGGCAUAUGGCCUUCCUUUGAGUGGAGAUGGGGAUGAAAAGUUUUUAACAAUGCUAAAUGCUGUUGAAGAAACAAUAUCUCGCCAAUUGCGUGCUUGUAAGGCUUCAUCAUCAAAAAGAAGAUUGUCAGAAGAUAUUGAGCCGCUUCAAAAUAAUCCUGAUCUGGAAGAAGGCUACUGCAAAGCACUGUUGUGUCGAUUACGUUUUCGUAAGCAUUUUUAUCAUCUUUUGAUGUCUAUGAAACGACCCCAAGGAAGAGGUUUGGAGUUAGCAAGAAAACACAUAGCAUCAUGCUUUUCAGAGAUUGAUUACAUUCAAAAAUCUUCAGAAUUUCUUAGAGCUAAUGCUCAUGGAAUGUCUGAGCAAAACAUAGUUAAUACAACUGCAUCUGGUUGUCAAGCAAUUGGCUUUGAUGCUAGUUUAAACUGUAGAUUGUCAGCCCCAACACCACCGCGGGCAAUCAAAAUUCUUUCUUGGGAAAAGGCCCUUGAAUAUUUCAAGAAACUCCUUAAAGACCUAGAUGUUAUAUGUUCCUACUCAUUGGACCCAUCAUUGGAAGCUGCUUUACUCUUUGUGGUUAAAUUCCAGAAAUCGCAACCUGAUUUGGUUUCUAGAGCCCAUCUUCAGCUUCUGCUGGUCCAAGACGGGAAACUCUAUGGCCGAGAUCCUAUAUUUUCUAUGAUCACUAGAGCUGCUGGAUUACCUGAUGUCACAGAGAACCAUGACAUUCAGAAAAAUGAAUUUAUGGUGCAACUAGGACAGUUGGUGAUGCAUUUACUCAAAAUUCUUUGUACAAAUGCUGCAUGGCAAAGGCGUAAGCUAGGGAAAAUGUUACAAGACUGGCGUGUCAGCUAUGUACAGCUGGAGAUGGCUUUUAAAAGUGAGUUUGAAGAAGCCUCUAAAACAGCAAACAAUAAGAAAAUAGGUUUGAAAAUAUAUCAACACAUUCUCGCAUGGGUAGAAGAGCAAACUUAUUGGAUAGCUUUUCGAUUUCUCAAUUUGGGAUUUGAAUUGGAACUCUACUCUGUCCAUGAUUAUUGCAUGGUCUACUGGUAUAUUUACGUUGUAUUGAUCAAGCUCGCAGAGAAGAAACAUUUCCGGAUAGUAAUGAGCAGUGACUCUGCUAAGAAAAAGUCAAAGAAAAAAAGGGAUUCUUUUAAGGAUGGGGAGUUCUCAGCAGCUGUCUUGUUUCUUCAAAGCCAAAUAUAUCUAGCUGAAGGGCUAAGCAUGAUGUUUGCUGCUUUGAGGAAUGAGUGCAGAAUUGUUCGACCGCAAGGGCCUUUCAAUACAGAACACGAGAUAUUCAUUCAGCAAUUCGAGCUUUUACAGAAAGCUUGCGUCCCUGAUAACAUCUCAUAUGUGACAUUCAAGGAGUCAACUGCCCAUGCUAACUUCUCUACCCUAGCAACAUUUGAUUACUUCAAGGAAGCUCAGAAGAUAGUAAAAGAGGUGAAAAGUGGUUUUUCCAAUGACCCUGACACAAUAGCUGAGCUGCGCAGAGUAGAGCAAGUAGCAGAGCGUAACAGCAUUGUCUUGAAUCUUUGCCGUGCAGGAACCCUUGACCCAAAGUUGAAGAUUUCUUUUACAUUCUGUCAUCAUCCUUUCUAUGCUACUGCUAUUGUGAAGAGAUCUUGAUUGUAGAUUCAACCAAUUUUGAAACAUGUUAUAUAGGGCAUUAGGAGCAAAUGAGUUGUGGCAUUAGCAAUUGUAACACUAGUAUUGAUUCAAACAAUUUUUGUGGUUCAUAUAUUAGAUUGAAAUUGUAAUUUUUUUUUUCUGAAAAAGAAAUAAAAAAAAAAUAGUUAUGGUAGUCCUUUCAAA